AUUCUUCAUAUAUUUAUCAUCAUCGAAACACGAAAUUGACUCACCUCUAUUGUCACGUCACUCCUUCAAACUACUAUUCUCAUUUCAUUAGAAUUUGCUAAUCUUUGCCGCUCCUCUCCACAACAAAUCCACUCAAAAUAAGUUCCCACUACCAAACAAAAACGAAUCUAAAGCACCUAGUCUUUUGAACAGAUUAGAGAUUAGAUCUGUGAGUAGUUAGUUGGUGUAUCGUGUUUCGUGUCUCGUGUGUGUCGCUGCAAAAAGAAACGAUAUUAGUUAGUCUUCUUCAUCAAUCCGAAUCCAAAUCCCCUCAUCAUCUCUCAGCUAGAUUGCAUUAAAAAUUAAAAAUUCUACUUAAAUUCACUUCACAAGUGUGCCAUUUGGAACUGCUCUGUUAUUUAUAAUUUGUAAUUUAUUGUCUGUUGUUUGUAAUGUGUGUUUGUUUGUCGAUUGAAAACUUUGUUAAUUCAUAAAAUAAAAAUAUCAAAGAAAUUGUGUUGCGUUUCAUUAUUAUUUGACAUCGUUGUCUUAAAGAAAAAAGACACGAAAAGUGGUUUGUUUGAAGCAAUGACUGUUCGUCACAAGUGCCACCGCCCCUAUUUUUUAUGGAAUUUCAUUAAACUUUUAGUGAUUCUUGUUAACCUUCUGUCAUUGACGACGACCAUUGCCGAAAUAAUCCCUGAUUUAGGACCUUAUCAAUAUCUGGGAUGUUACAGUGCUCGAACGGAUCUUCUAAAGGAUUCGGUUUAUGCUCGCAGUGCACAAACAUGCAUCGAGUUAUGCGAAAAUUCCAAUAUCCGAUAUGCCAUAUUAUCUGGCGAAAAGUGCUACUGUGAUAAUAUUGCAAUCGAAAGUGAAAAAUUCGAUUCCAAACUCUGUAAUACUAGAUGCAGUGAUACGAAAUCUCAAUAUUGUGGAGGUGUUGAUGCCCACAGUUAUUAUUCAACGAAUAUCGAAGGACCCCCAGAAAAUUUAAGAAUCUCCAACACUACCGAAAACAGUAUACUCAUAACAUGGGAUCCACCAAACAAAGAUGAAAAAGUCACUGAAUUAAUGAUCAAAGGAACAGUUAUGCAUUCAUUCACAAGCUAUCCAUUCUUUCCUCAACCCGAAUUCAUUGUCCAAAGUACGGAGGAUCGUUUUGAAAUGACAGACCUUCAUCCAGCUACAAAAUACAAUAUCAGUGUGUCUGCCAUGUGUGGAAAGUAUGUUUGUGGUAGUCACAAUUUAACCGGCACAACCGAAGUCGGUACACCCGAUCCAGUACCUGAAGAACCGAUAGUCUUUAAUCGAACUGAUUCAACAAUGCUCAUAAAUAUCAAACCAUAUGCGAAUAAUAACGGUCCGGUGACUAGUUACUUGGUGAUAGUACAGAGACUUGAUAGUUCUCUAACCCAACCAUUUGAUGAAGACUUACUCGGAAGCUUUGAACGAGCACAGGAAGAUGGAACAUUGUAUUACAUUGCUGGAGAAUUGGAUUAUCAGAAUACUACACAAACAUUCAUGGUGGGGGAUAAUGAAACCUAUGGUGGCUAUUGGAACGCACCGCUAACAAAGGACGCACAUAUUCAUAUUUCCCUAGGAGUAGUUAGCACCCUGAAUGGUAUAACUAAAAUGCGUUACGCGAUAGCUUCGCAUGAUCAACAUGAACCUACACAGUUUCAAUACGCAAAUUUCGAACCUGGAGAAGAAUCGGUGCUAGCUUUAACGAUAGUCUGCAUUGUUUUUGCCCUGUUUUUGAUCAUUUCGAUAAUUAUCUUCUUAUAUCUGAAACAUGAAACAGCUCGUCUGGAGCGUCUUCCAAGCGACACACAUGAACUAACCCUACAAGGACCAAUGGUUGAAGUGGAAAAUGAUGGAUUUGUUGGUGAUAACGGACGUAAAGGAACAUUCAAGGAGCAGUUAAAUGCAUUGGUUGAAAAUGUAGACAACACACAGAGGUUACCACGAAAUGCAAUUCGAAUGAACAUCGAUGAUAUCAUUGCUGAAGGAAGAUUCGGUGAAGUUAUCACUGGAAAACUAUACACGAGCACCGAAGCACAUGAUUGUCAAGUUCACAUAAUAUCAGAUGACAUGAAUCAAGAAACUCAAUCACAAUUCCUAAAAGAUUUUGAAAAUGUAAUCCGCCUAAUGCCACAUGAAAAAUUUUUACAUUUCUAUGGCAUCACUGCUUCAGUGGAUUGGUUUUAUCUUAUAUUUGAAAAUGACAAAUCAACGUUAAAACAAAAACUCAUUGAGAGCCGAAUUCCAGCAGCUAACCAAACUACAACGUUUUGCACAUAUUCUGAAGAGUUUAUUCUUCAGUGGAUUUAUGAAAUUGCUAUGGCUAUGGAAUAUUUAGAAGUUAAUAAGGUUGUGCACAAACAUUUAUGCUCAUACAGCAUCUACGUUACAAAUUCGAAUAAAAUUAAAGUAUCACUUUUCGGACCAAUUGCUUAUGCUGAAGAAAGUAAAAAAGUCGACAUAUCUCGAUGGUUGGCCCCAGAAGUUCUUCGAUUCCAAAACUACUCACCCAAAUCGGAUGUAUGGUCGUUUGCUUGUUUAGCUUGGGAAUGCUGUACUCUCGGUGCUACACCAUAUGCUAACAUCACUAGCCAAGAUCUAUUGCCACGCAUUAAAAACGGUCUGCGUCCUGAACAACCAGCUUUUGUAUUCAGUGAUUUAUAUCAGCUAUUCCUUAAUUGUUGGCAAUUGGAACCUAGCGAGAGACCUGAUUUUGAAGAUGUUGCCUUUAAUGUGAGACAAGUUUUAACAUCGCCAACUCAUGCAUUAUCAUUUAGACGAGACGAAAAAGCAGUUCUACCAUACUAUUUGCCUCUGCUUGAGAUGCACAACUAAAACAAAAAUGUAAAGCGAAUCUAGUGAAUUUUAAGAGAAAACAAAAACAAAAAAAUAGUACAAGUUUUUUUAGAAAAUAUAGUUCUACUUUGUAUUUGCUUUAAAACAAAAAUUAAAAUACAUUCCUUUAAAUCGUGUUCAAUCAUACAAAAUACAUAUAUACUUUGUGCAGCUUUUACAGUAUUUAUCUUCGAUAACAUUCCAAUUUAUUGAAAAUAAUUGUUAAAUAUUUUAAUUAUAUAAUUUCUCUUUAAAGUUUAACUUAAGAAAUGUUUAAAAUUUAAGAAAAAACUUUACCAAAUUCUCUGUCUUGAUGACCAAAUUAAAAGUGUGCCUUAAAU
Episyrphus balteatus (marmalade hoverfly) is the source of this 3179-nucleotide messenger RNA. RefSeq names its product putative inactive tyrosine-protein kinase Wsck (gene Wsck). Gene Ontology annotation, molecular function: protein tyrosine kinase activity; ATP binding; protein binding. The coding region runs from base 568 to 2838 and encodes 756 amino acids. Gene Ontology annotation, biological process: protein phosphorylation. The transcript is spliced from 8 exons. The record is from RefSeq and is a predicted model, not a curated record. NCBI's taxonomy places the organism in Eukaryota, Metazoa, Arthropoda, Insecta, Diptera, Syrphidae.